Messenger RNA from Hibiscus syriacus, 1138 nucleotides. RefSeq names its product probable carboxylesterase 12. The record is from RefSeq and is a predicted model, not a curated record. The transcript has a single exon. Gene Ontology annotation, molecular function: hydrolase activity. Lineage: Eukaryota; Viridiplantae; Streptophyta; Magnoliopsida; Malvales; Malvaceae. Bases 59 to 1009 code for a protein of 316 amino acids.
CUCAAGUACUGAACAAGCCAAUCUGAGUGCUUGCUAAUCUUUAUCUUUUUUCACUGCCAUGGAAGCCGCCGCAUCAGAAAUACUCAUCGAUUUCCCUCCUAUGCUCCGCUCCUACAAGGAUGGUCGCAUCGAGAGGUUUUUAGGCACUCAAAUCGCCCCACCGGGCCUCGACCCCAAAACCAACGUCGAAUCCAAAGACGUCGUUUACUCCCAAGAAGCCUCCCAGUCCGCAAGGAUUUACAUCCCCCCAAACGCCACCGGAAAACACCCUCUCCUCGUGUAUUUCCACGGCGGAGGCUUUUGCGUAGAGACCGCCUACUCCCCCACGUAUCACAAUUACUUAAACCCCUUGGUCGCCGAGGCUAACAUCGUGGCCGUCUCAGUCGAUUACCGGCUAGCCCCGGAGCACCCCCUCCCCGCUGCCUACGACGAUUCGUGGGAAGCCGUUAAAUGGGUCGCUUCCCAUCGCGACGGAAACGGCCCUCAAGAAUGGCUGAACCGCCAUGCUGAUUUGAACAACAUUUAUUUCUCGGGUGAUAGCGCCGGAGCCAAUAUUGCCCACCACAUGGCUGUUAAAAUGACCAAAGAAAAGAUCGAUGGUGUUCAUCUCGACGGUAUCGUUUUAGCUCAUCCUUAUUUCUGGGGAAAAGAACCAGUCGGCGACGAGACUAAGGAUCCGGCCAUAAGGGACAAAAUAGAUGUGCUUUGGAGAUUGUCCUGUCCGAAUACCAGUGGGACCGAUGACCAAUGGAUCAACCCCAUUGAUGACCCGAGCUUCGGGAACUUGGGGUGCAACCGGGUGCUCGUUUGCGUUGCUGAGAAGGAUAUUCUGAAACAGAGAGGCUUGUAUUACUGCGAGAAGUUGAAGCAAAGUGGAUGGGGCGGUGAAGUGGAGCUGAUGGAGGCUAAAGGAGAGGAUCAUGUCUUCCAUCUGCACAACCCCAAUUGCGAAAAUGCUGCGGCUAAGCUGAAGAAAGUUGCAGAUUUCAUCAACCAGGGUAAGGCUUAAAACUAGUAUUUCUCUUAAUUGUUACAAGUACCACUCUAUCAAUUGAAAAAGCAUGCGCUAGCUAUGACUAUGGGGGUGAGUAUUGGUGUUACUUUUUAUUUCAAUGAAAUGUGCUGCUACUUGAUAAUC